CAAAUUCGGGGCGUAAUAUUCCAUUGGCAUCUAAUUUGAAUGCACAAAUUCUUUUCGAACACCAUUAAAAAUGGCAAUUAACAUAUCCAUCCCUAUACAUACCCACUCCCACCUUGUGUAUAUAUAUAUGACACGAAAAUCAUAAGAUUUGAAACCAAGAAAUCAGAUAAAGAAAGCUUUCAAUUGGGUUCUUGAUCAAUAUCAGAUAUGGCAGGAGUUGUGGUGGUUUUCGACUUCGACAAGACGAUUAUCGACAUAGAUAGCGAUAAUUGGGUGGUUGAUGAAUUGGGUGCCACUGAUUUGUUCAAUCAACUUCUUCCAACCAUGUUUUGGAAUUCUUUGAUGGACAGGAUGAUGAAAGAGCUUCACGCACAAGGGAAAACCAUUGAAGACAUUGAAAAGGUUUUAAAAAGGGUCCCAAUUCAUCCGAGAGUAGUCCCAGCAAUUAAAACAGCUCAUUCUUUAGGGUGUGAUCUGAGGGUAGUCAGUGAUGCAAAUCUCUUUUUUAUCGAGACAAUAUUGAAUCACCUUGGAAUAAGGGAUUGUUUUACUGAAAUCAACACAAACCCAAGCUAUGUCGAUGAAGAUGGAAGGCUAAGAAUUUUCCCAUUUCAUGAUUUUCAUUCAUCUUCUCAUGGCUGCAAUCUCUGCCCUCCAAACAUGUGCAAGGGUAAGAUUAUAGAGAGGAUACAAGCUUCUUUUGCCAAGGAAGGGCAGAAAAGAAUAAUCUAUCUUGGCGAUGGAAGUGGUGACUUUUGUCCAAUGUCGAAGCUUAAAGAAGUAGAUUAUGCAAUGCCGAGGAAGAAUUUCCCAGUUUGGGAUCUGAUAUCGAAAAAUCCUGAACUUAUAAGAGCGGAAAUCCAUGAAUGGACCGACGGGAACGAGCUUGAACCUGUCAUGUUAAAUCUUAUUAAGAAAAUCACGUUUCAAGACUCAGUUCAGUUGUUAUCGGUCGAUUGCAAAUUCGAGACUAUUCCUAUGGCAGUUCAUGAGCCACUAAGGCCUGCCCUUCCAGUUAACCAGUAGUUUGAUGGUAUUGUUAGUAUUCUGUUAUGACCACUGGCAAAACGGUGUGUUGAGAUUCUUUUCGCAAGUAGUUGAAAGAAGUAGUUUGUAGUAAAUUUUAUCUAACGUGGUAUCACAAAUAUGUUGGUGUAUUCAAGCCUUGGUUUCUUGAUCCAUCCUUGUAGAAUUUCUCAAUAUUCAAUAUAUUUGGGGAUUGAUAUGAUCCAAAAAUCAGAAGCAUUUACUGCUGUCA
This is a messenger RNA of Olea europaea var. sylvestris, 1258 nucleotides long. RefSeq names its product inorganic pyrophosphatase 1-like. The transcript has 4 exons. Lineage: Eukaryota; Viridiplantae; Streptophyta; Magnoliopsida; Lamiales; Oleaceae. Gene Ontology annotation, molecular function: phosphatase activity. The record is from RefSeq and is a predicted model, not a curated record. The coding region runs from base 208 to 1026 and encodes 272 amino acids.